Oryctolagus cuniculus (rabbit) is the source of this 2469-nucleotide messenger RNA. The record is from RefSeq and is a predicted model, not a curated record. NCBI's taxonomy places the organism in Eukaryota, Metazoa, Chordata, Mammalia, Lagomorpha, Leporidae.
AAGCUGUUGUGCCAACUGAAAUAAAUGAGUCUGCGGGCUGCUCACCUCUGGCCUGCUUUCACCCGACUCCCAGGGACUAUGUGGUGACUCCAUGCGUCUUGCUCCCACCACGCUCCUCCUCUCAGAAUGAAUCCACAACUUCUGGCGCCCAACGUGACUGAGAGACAGUGUGUCAGACUUGGCGAGGUCCCCCCUUGAUUUCAGCAGCUGAUGUGUCAACAACAUGGAACCAGGAAAUCGAACAAGUAUUUUAGGAUUUUUACUCCUGGGCUUUUCUCAAGACUCAAAGCACCAACCUCUGCUAUUUGGUUUGUUCCUGCUCAUGCUUGUGGUCACAGUGCUUGGAAACCUGCUCAUCAUCCUGGCCAUCAGCUCCCAUGCCCGCCUCCACACGCCCAUGUACUUCUUCCUCUCCAACCUGUCCUUGGCUGACAUCUGUUUCAUCUCUACAACCAUCCCAAAGAUGCUGCAGGACAUCAAGACUCAGAACUAUUCCAUCACCUUUGCAGGCUGCAUCACUCAAAUGUACUUCUUCAUGGUUUUUGGGGGCAUGGACACACUUCUCCUCACCUGGAUGGCCUACGAUCGCUUUGUGGCCAUCUGCCACCCCUUGCACUACCCAGUCAUCAUGAAUCCCCGUCUCUGUAGCCUGCUGGUUCUUGUGUCCUGGUGCAUCAGUCUGUCGUGUGCCCUGAUCCAGACCCUGUUGAUGCUGAGGCUGUCCUUCUGCACCAGAAGGGUAGUUGCACACUUUUAUUGUGAACUUGCUCAGGUCCUGGUACUUGCCUGCUCUGACAAGUUCAUCAAUUACACCCUGCUCUACGUGGUGACUGCUCUUCUUGGCUUUGUUCCCCUCUCAGGGAUCCUUUUCUCCUAUAUGCAAAUUGUCUCCUCCAUUCUGAAAAUUCCGUCGACUGGUGGAAGAUACAAGGCAUUCUCCACGUGUGGGUCUCAUCUAACUGUGGUUUCUCUGUUCUAUGGGACAGGCCUUGGGGUGUAUCUCAGUUCUGAUGCCUCGUCCUCUUCCUGGAAGGGCAUGGUGGCCUCGGUGAUGUACACUGUGGUCACUCCCAUGUUGAACCCCUUCAUCUACAGCCUGAGGAACACGGACAUUAAGAGAGCUUUACAAAGUCUUCUCGGGUUCAAACUCCAUGUUCAGUGAUGGGAACAUUGUUCCUGGAUUUGGGAGCUGCCGGAAGUCACACCAGUGGGACAAAAAUAUGCCGCUUCUGAACUGUACAGAGUUUUGAUGCUUACCCACUCUGUUCUCCAUCUUUGGUCAAACUACCCUGUGAGUACUUGGUGUGAAGCGUAUGAUGAUUCCUGUUACCCUUAUUCUACUCACUUCUUCCCUUCCCUUUACAUUUUUACAUUACUACACCUUGGUUGGAGUUUGCACUCCUACAUAUUAAUACAAUCACUCAAGUGAGAUUCAGAAACUACUGCUUAUAAGUGAAUUCACUUUACCAUUAACCAGAGCUGUUUCUUACCAAAUUCAUUCACUCGACAAUAUUUACUGGAAUCUAUAGUGUACCAGAUCUUCUAGGUACCUGGAUAUAGCUGUGAAAAAAUUUGGGCGAUUGGAUACUGGGUACCAAAAUAUAGUGAGACAGAAGUAAGAAAUUCUAGUGCUCUACAUUACAGUGGGGUGACUAUCAUUCACAACAGUAUUUUAUGAAGGAGUAGAACACAGGAGCUUAUAGGUUCCAAAUACAAAGAAAGCAUAAGGCAAUGGAAACCUAACUACCUUAUGUGAGCAUGUUGUCUAUAUGAAUUAAACAUUAUACUUGGGGCUGGUGCAGUGGUGUAGUGGGUAAAGCUGUGGCCUGUGGUGCUGGUGUCCCAUGUGGGUGCAGGUUUGAAUCCUGACUCUGAUCCAGCUCCCUGCUAAUGUGGAUGUUGUAUACACUGCCAGAUAUCACUCAGCUGUAAAAAAGAAUGAAAUUCUGUCUUUCACAACAAAAUGGAUGCAACUGGAAAUCAUCAUACUUAGUGAAAUAAGCCUGUCCCCACAAGACCAAUACAUAUGUGUUUCAUGAUCUGUGAUAACUAUUAUAGUACACAAAAUGUAUGUAUGAUUAUUUGCAUUGCAAUAUGCAUAAAAUUAUUCAUGUACAUAAACUGUUUGGAGGAAAUGGCUUAAAGUCUAAAUGAACUUAAUUAUUUUAUAAACACACAGGAAAUAUUUAGGUGUUACUUUGUCAUUGGUUCUAUUUUACUGAAAAAAUUAUGAAUGAUUAAAUGACAAAAAACCGCGAAUAUGGGUGAAAUGGUCAUGUUUCCAUUCAAUUGUUGUUUAAAGCUAUUAUCUACAUUCCUACUAAGCCAGAUUUUUUUGCUUUUUACUUAAGGUUCAUAUUCAGUGAAGUAGUAAGCCAGUGUACUGUAAUGUAAAUUUAAAAUAUGUCAUCUCAAAAACUAAAAAGAAGAAAGGUAAAAGGAAGGACGGUAGGAAGGAGCGAGAAAUGG